Molecule: messenger RNA, 813 nt
Organism: Iphiclides podalirius (scarce swallowtail)
Lineage: Eukaryota; Metazoa; Arthropoda; Insecta; Lepidoptera; Papilionidae
Source: the annotation of a GenBank genome assembly
AUGAUUGCUAGACAAUCGAGUGAUAUAGCAAAAUUUAAAGAGGCUUUAAAGGCUUCUAAACAAGUUGUUAUUUUAUCCGGGGCAGGUAUAAGCGCUGAAUCAGGAAUUCCUACAUUUAGAGGAGCCGGUGGCUAUUGGAGAAAAUAUCAGGCUUCAUCUUUGGCAACCCCUGAAGCUUUUAGAAACAACCCAAGUUUGGUCUGGGAAUUUUAUCAUUAUAGACGAGAAGUUGCAGCUAAAGCUCAACCAAAUCUGGGUCACAAAGCAAUUGCAGAUUAUGAGUCAAAACAUGGAACAGAAAAGAUUAUAACAGUGAUUACGCAAAAUGUUGAUGGACUGCAUGAAAGGGCGGGCACAAAAAAUUUGAUAGAAUUGCAUGGCAACCUAUAUAAGACUCGUUGCACUAAAUGCAAAGAAGUCCUUGUAAAUAAAGACAGUCCUAUAUGUGAGGCAUUAGCAGACAGAGGAGCUCCAGAUGUGAAUAUAGUUGGUUCCGACAUACCAGUGAAGUCACUCCCGCAUUGUAAAAAGCCCAAUUGCAGUGGACUCUUGAGACCACAUAUUGUUUGGUUUGGAGAAAGUCUGGAACAUGCAGUCUUAGAACGAGCAGAAGCAGCCAUGGCAACAUGUGAUGUAUGCCUUGUGGUCGGUACAUCAUCAGUUGUGUACCCAGCAGCGAUGUUUGCACCGCAAGCCGCCUCUAGAGGAGCUAUUGUCGCUGAAUUUAACAUAGAGCCCACACCAGCUACCCCAGACUUUCACUUUUACUUUGAAGGUCCCUGUGGUACAACUUUACCAGAGGCUCUGUCUGAU